AUGUUCAAAUACGCCGUUGUUCUCUUCGCCCUCAUCGCCUGCGCUGCCGCCAAGCCUGGUCUCCUUGCUGCCGCUCCAUUGGCCUACGCUGCUCCCGCCGCCGUCGUUGCCGCUCCAGCCCCAGUGGUGACCGCCACCAGCAGCCAGGUGAUCGCUCGCAACUACAAUGGCAUCGCCGCUGCUCCAAUUGUUGCCGCCGCUCCCGUAGCCGCCCCUGUGGUUGCCCGUUAUGCCGCUGCUGCCCCUCUGGCCACACCACUGGUUGGUGCACACUACGCCGCCGCUCCUUUGGCUGCUCCACUCGUCGCCCGUUAUGCUGCUGCUCCUCUAGCUGCACCGCUUUUGUGGUAAGAACCGAGUAUUGAACGUUAUAAAAGACUGAUACUGAUAUGUAUACCGUUGUAAAAUAAAUGCUUAAUAUAUUCUGAAGAAAUAAUUGGUUACUGAUUUGGCGAACUAUAGAAAACUCAAGCAUUUACGUUCAAGAGUAAGAGAGCCCAGAUCCUAUGCAAGGAGAGGAUAGCCAUACUUUAACUUCUGUAAUAUUAGUGAUCUCAAGUUGUGCGUCUCGUCGACGAUCUUUACAAUCUUUCUUGUUAAGGCACGUUACCAAACGAUGUUCGAAACAGUUGUUAGAGUCAAUUUUCAGAAUAGCCUUCAACGUGUUUAGCGAUUCACGUUUUUUGUUUUUAAUUGACUCAAAUCGGUUCCGCCGGAGAGAUUAAUUGAGUUUCCUUAAUAGCCAGAAGUUGCACGGAACUAAAUCAGGCGAACACGGCGGUCAAGGCGCG
This is a messenger RNA of Bactrocera tryoni, 791 nucleotides long. RefSeq names its product cuticle protein 70, isoforms A and B-like. The transcript has 2 exons. The record is from RefSeq and is a predicted model, not a curated record. The coding region runs from base 1 to 351 and encodes 116 amino acids. Lineage: Eukaryota; Metazoa; Arthropoda; Insecta; Diptera; Tephritidae.